Fusarium proliferatum ET1 is the source of this 228-nucleotide messenger RNA. RefSeq lists its product as uncharacterized. Bases 1 to 228 code for a protein of 75 amino acids. The record is from RefSeq and is a predicted model, not a curated record. Lineage: Eukaryota; Fungi; Ascomycota; Sordariomycetes; Hypocreales; Nectriaceae. The transcript is spliced from 2 exons.
AUGAAUCAUGAAACCAGCGUGGGCGAAGUUGCUUCCCUAGCUAUGGCUGCUGUCAUUUUCGCUCAAGUGAAGUACCCAAGGCUAGAAUUCCCUUCGCCGAUUCAUCUCCUUUGGGUUUCUCUUUCUAAUAUAGCAGUUAAAGCGCCAUUCAGCAGCUGUUGCUUGACAUCGAGACUUUAUAACGGGAAGGAUCCAGCCUGGAAACGGCUGGAGGCUGAGGCAAGCUGA